Ilex paraguariensis (yerba mate) is the source of this 621-nucleotide messenger RNA. Lineage: Eukaryota; Viridiplantae; Streptophyta; Magnoliopsida; Aquifoliales; Aquifoliaceae. The record is from the annotation of a GenBank genome assembly.
AUGGAUAUUUCAAUAUCCUUACGUCUUAUCAAGCCCUCACAAGCUUUUUAUUUGGUGGCAAAAUUAAGCAAGAUGCCUUCCAGAACUGCCCAGAUUCGCUUUGUAAGUUCACAUCCUGAAGUUUAUGAACCAUGUGAUGAUUCAUUUGCCUUGGUUGAUGCACUGCUAGCUGAUCGAACCAACUUGUUAGAACACCGUCCUACACUAAGCAUGGAAUUGGAGGCUAAUGGAGCCUACUAUAUUGCCACAGACAUCAACCCUCAUGCAGUGAAAGUGACGCGCGAGACUCUGGACGUGCAUGGGGUUGAUGCACCGUUGAUAACUACUGACAUUGCCUCGGGACUAGCGAGGCGAUUGGCAGGAUUGGUGGAUGUGAUCAUCGUGAACCCACCUUAUGUGCCAACACCUGCAGAGGAAGUAGGUCGUGGUGGGAUUGCCACUGCUUGGGCUGGAGGGGAGAAUGGCCGGAGUGUUAUUGAUAAGAUAUUGCCUAUUGCUGACAUUCUUUUGUCAGACAAGGGAUGGUUGUCUAUGGUUACGCUUACAGCAAAUAAUUCCUCAGACAUAUGCCGUCAAAUGGACAAAAGGGAUAUUGUGCGUGCAAGAUCUGACAAAAUAUAA